Messenger RNA from Spinacia oleracea (spinach), 1650 nucleotides. RefSeq lists its product as uncharacterized. The transcript is spliced from 3 exons. Lineage: Eukaryota; Viridiplantae; Streptophyta; Magnoliopsida; Caryophyllales; Amaranthaceae. The record is from RefSeq and is a predicted model, not a curated record. Gene Ontology annotation, molecular function: DNA binding; zinc ion binding; transposase activity. The coding region runs from base 8 to 1375 and encodes 455 amino acids. Gene Ontology annotation, biological process: DNA transposition.
UGCUGAGAUGAUUAAGCAAACAAACCCAGGGAGUCAUGCACUUAUAACAUGGGGGGCCAGUAGUGGGGAUGUGAACCCAAAAUUCAGAGCUUGCUUCUUCUCAUUUGCUGCACAAGUCAGGGGGUUUCUAAGGGGUUGUAGGCCCAUAAUUGGAAUAGAUGGGGCUCAUUUAAGUGGUUUCUACAAGGGCAUUCUACUGACAGCAGUUGGCAUAGAUGGGAACAAUGAAAUUUUUGUUCUUGCCUAUGGGAUAGUAGACACUGAGAGUUGUGACAGUUGGACCUACUUCAUGAGAUGUUUGAGGCAAAUGUUUGAGCAGGAGGGUUGCAACAGAGAUGAUUGGACCUUCAUCAGUGAUAGGAUGAAGGGUGUUGAGUUGGCAGUUAGAGAAACUUUUCCUAGAGCAACUAGGAGAGUUUGCUGCCAACACCUAUACAUGAAUUGUAAGAACAAUGGCUUCAGUGGAUCUGCAUUCCACAAGCUCUUUUGGAUAGCUGCUAAUGCAUACAAUGAGUAUGUGUUUGGUAAGACCAUGGAAAAGAUCAGUGAGUACAAUGCAAAUGCCACUGCAUACUUGAACAGCUGCAUUGAGCAGUGGUCUAGGCAUAAGUUUGACUCUACUGUUUGUUGUGAUCACAACACAACAAACUUUGUGGAGUCAUUCAAUGCAUGCACAAAGCCCUUCAGAGACAUGCCUGUCUUCUCAUUAUUGGAAGCAAUCAGAAGUUGGUGUAUGCAGAGGGUGGGGGCUAGAUUUGACAAGGCAGUUGACAUGGAGGAAGGUCAGCUCACUGCAUAUGCAUUGAAAGAGUUAGAGGAGAGGACAGCUGAGUCCAGGUUAUGUUAUGCCACAGCAUGUGGAGGGGGUGAAUUUGAGGUUAGGGAUGGACAUGUCAACUUCCCAAUUAGGCUUGCAACAAGAAGUUGUGCCUGUGGGAAGUGGCAGAUCUGUGGAAUCCCCUGCAAGCAUGCACUGAGGGUCAUAUAUGACCAAAGGAUUAACCCCCAUGAUUUCAUAUCCCCAUGGUUCAAGGCUGCUGCAUACAAGCUAACCUAUGCAGAACAUAUUCAUCCUAUGGCAGAUCCAUCUCAGUGGCCUGACUUUGGCCUUCCUUCCAUUCAGCCUCCAACCAUCAAAAGACCAUCUGGCAGACCUGCUAAGAAGAGAAAGAGAGGGGCAAAUGAAUCAAAGAAAGGGAAGAGGAACACAAAUGUGAAAUGUGGAAAGUGUAGAGAGUUUGGUCACAACUCAAGAACAUGCAAGAGUGGAGGAACAAGUGCCACUGGACCAAGCACUUCAAAGAGUGGUGCAGCAGGAGCAAGUACAUCAAAUGGGGGACCAAACACAAGGAAGAGGUCAAAGGCAGCUGCAUAGUCACCUCAGUUGGCUAUAUUUUGUGAAUUGUAGUGCACAAAGCUAAACUAACUUAGUCAAAUCAGUUUAGUCAGAAUCAGUUUAGUUAGAAUCAGUUUUUGGAAACAGUUGUGCAGAGAUCAUUUUUUGGAAACAGUGAAAUGCUUAGAACACCUCUUUUUGUGCAGUUCAGUGGUGUUUGUCCACUUAAAGUUCAGUUUAUGUAAAGCUUAUUUGCUUGAACAAGUAUUUAUGGAACAAAGUCUCUUUAUUUCAUGAAAUUUGUUACAACUUUA